Eruca vesicaria subsp. sativa (arugula) is the source of this 354-nucleotide messenger RNA. The record is from the annotation of a GenBank genome assembly. NCBI's taxonomy places the organism in Eukaryota, Viridiplantae, Streptophyta, Magnoliopsida, Brassicales, Brassicaceae.
AUGGUGGGACUAAGUAUUGUUUUGGAGUCGACUAACAACAACACUCUCAGUACUCCUAAACCGCGUCAAGUCGUUAACAAAUCCGCCGUCAUCUCCUCCGAUCUCCGCCGUGGGAAUUGUUAUCUGAGUUCUGGGUUUCUCGAACAUUGUUUUCUCUGUAGAAAGAAACUUCUUCCAGCGAAUGAUAUCUACAUGUAUAAAGGUGAUAGAGCGUUCUGUAGCGUGGAGUGUAGAUCGAAGCAGAUGAUCAUGGACGAAGAUGAAGAAAGCUUAAGAAGAGAGAACUGUUCGUCUAUGGAUGAUAAAACGACGACGUCUGAUCCGAGGAACCGAGCAGGCGGUUUCACUUUGUGA